UUAUAGCGAGAGCGUGCAGCACGAAGGCAAUUACUUGUAAUGCAGUUCACAUUUCACACUUCGACGCAGUUAGAAAUCACUUUCCCACAGAUACACCCGAACUGUCUAGAACGAUCUCUGCGUUGCUUCACCAUAAAUAAUCCGUGUUCCCAGUUUCGCGAUAAAUAACGUCACCAUUUACUUUUUAAAUUAGGUCCUUGCACAUAUACUUAAUAGACGUACCUAGUUUGCUAGAACAAAUACAUUUUGAAACUCAACCAAAAUAAACGACCAAGGAGACCAGUUAAAGUUUGGACCUACGCACACAACUGAAUAAUUUCUUGCGAAAUGAUACGCAAGAGUGUUCUGGGUACAUCACAGGAAGAGUGUUUUGAAAGGGUGUUGUAUCCGCGAAACAAGUUAUCGCCUGGCACGAAACCUUGCGUCGUUGGAGGAAACCCGAUAACUGAGGAGCUGGCAGUUGAACUUCGCAUAACUACAUUUGGCACGGCAUCAUGCCCACCGCGAGCAGAAUGGGUCAGGUCGCCCAUUGUAAUGAGAGCACCUGACCAGCCUUUAGCUUACGGCCUGGCAGCUCCUCGCAAUGGUACCAGGUCACUGCUUGCUGGCCUCCAAGCUCAUGUCAUCAAGUGGCUCCUGUUUGAUUCUCGACCUUUGACUAAGGAUAACAAGUCUGCCGAGCCUCCCGAAACCUACUUACGGCCUUCUGAGGAGCGUCAGGAAGAAGCUCUAUGGCGUGCGUGCAGCGAAGUAAUAUGGCGGUGCGCGGGCGGCAUGACCCCUCCGCAGACGGGUCAGCCAAAGGCAGUGGUGGCACUGCCAUCAGAUAUGACGUACGUGCAACACAGCUCGACCUACUAUCAAGAUGGGGUUACCGAAAAGCUGCACUUAUUUGAAUUCACCAAUUUGGAGGAUGUCCAGAUUUUUAUGAAGAGGUAUUUAUACUUGUUUAAAAUUGAAGAAGGAUGCGGCGCUUUGUUGUUGCUGUAUGCUGCAGUGCUGUCAAGAGGAUGUGAAAACGUUAAGAAAGACUUGGAUGGCAAACUGACGUACCUGGUAUCAUCGCACGUGGAAGGGUCGCUAAACGUUGUAACACUGUUGCUCACCGGGCGAGCCACUCCAUAUCUUCACAACGGAGUCGUGUAUAUUGGUGACGAGGACCAUUAUGCUAUGCCGCAGUUCGGAGUAUUGUCACGUAGCCCAGUCGGUCUUCUAGUAUUUUAUGGAAAUGAAGACAAUGCUAAAAAUAACGCUAACCAGCAGCAUCCAGGAUCUAGGCUUAAGACACCAGCUUUGCCUAUUUGGGUUACAAGUUGUUCGGGACAUUAUGGCGUGAUGUUUAAUACAAAUCGUGAAUUGUUAAGGAAUUAUCAUGCGGAAAGGAGAUUUGAUGUGCACUAUUACACUACCGGUGGCUGCCAUGUACUGUUGAAUGUCGAUACUCGCGCCCAUGAUGACCUUGCAGGACCAAUGCGGAAUGAUGACAUUAGCGCCACGCCUCUCGAAAAACUCAUUCAUACAAAAUGGCAAGAUGCGAAAAUAACCUGGACAGGUCCAGGCCCGCACGUCAGCGAUUCUCCAAUCUGAACAACAAGUUAAGAACCAGCUUAUGCAUAGUUGUAGAAGUAGAUUAGCCCUUGAAAAGUAGUUUACUAAAAUAGUUGUUCAAAUGUUAAGACCAAAUGAUUGGAUAUUGAUUAUCGACGUUCUUGCCUUCGUCUUACGUAAUAGGCUCAGUAAUUUACGAGUAUUAAAUUUACUCUUGUAAUAAGUCUGUUAUUAAUAUUCACAAAAUUUUAAUUAACUUGAGCUGAUUUUGCGGAAUUCAUCGUCAGAAUUAUAUUUAGGCUCUUCAGUAAAUUAAAUAACUAUGUAGUAGUAGUGAGUAGGCCUAGGCAUACAACGUUGCGAAGUUUAUAGAAAACGCCAAACGAAAUUGAAAUAAUGUAUGAAAAUCAUCACGUCUCUGUUUGUUGCAUCUGACAUCCUGAUAAUCCUAAUGUUUUUAAGUACUUUUCGAUUGGCGUUUCGGCUACGGCCCCUGAUGUUAGUUUUAGAUCAAUGUUAUAAUGUACGCUUUUAUGUAGUUAUUGAAAAUCUGUUUAGCAAUUAAAAUAAAGAGACAUUAAAAUAGGAUGGUAAGAAAUAAGGAAUAUUUUAGACAAAUGUCAAUAGAAGCUUAAAAGUAUGGCUAGAAUUGAGUAGUUAUGUGAGCAACAUUAUGUAAAAUGUUUUUAACAUGAAUAAAGAUACAUAUUCUCGUUUCAAUGCGUAA
Molecule: messenger RNA, 2275 nt
Organism: Cydia fagiglandana
Lineage: Eukaryota; Metazoa; Arthropoda; Insecta; Lepidoptera; Tortricidae
Product: inactive ubiquitin carboxyl-terminal hydrolase MINDY-4B
Exons: 11
Coding region: 328-1587 (419 amino acids)
Biological process (GO): protein K48-linked deubiquitination
Molecular function (GO): cysteine-type deubiquitinase activity; K48-linked deubiquitinase activity
Source: RefSeq, a predicted model, not a curated record